Messenger RNA from Mytilus trossulus (common blue mussel), 1124 nucleotides. RefSeq lists its product as uncharacterized. Gene Ontology annotation, cellular component: plasma membrane. The record is from RefSeq and is a predicted model, not a curated record. Bases 68 to 592 code for a protein of 174 amino acids. The transcript is spliced from 3 exons. NCBI's taxonomy places the organism in Eukaryota, Metazoa, Mollusca, Bivalvia, Mytilida, Mytilidae.
ACAACCACUUUAUACGUGUAACCGUUAGACAUUAGCGAGUUUAAACACUACAGACGACUAAGAUUUGAUGAUGGCGGAAACCUUAGCUACUAUUCCACCGAUGAUUAUUGUGGGAAGUAUUAUUACCAGUGUAUCAUUCAUUCUGCAUAUAAUAGGAUUUUCAACUACAUAUUGGUAUACAAUUGGAGAUUUAGUUCAUAUGGGAUUAUGGAAAUCAUGUUUUCAAUCCAGUGGAGUAGAAGUUUGUAAAUAUUUUACAGAUGCACCAGUACGUGACGCUCAAUUUACAGCUGCCGGAGUUCUGGAAAUCUUUGCACUGGUAGCCUUUGUCGCAGCUUUAGUAUGUGCUUUAUAUGAGAUGUUUGUACUCACUGAAAAGGGAAUUAUGUUUGUUGUUAUAGGCUUACUCAACCUCAUGGCAGGAGGACAUGCCUUGAUCGGAACAAUAGUCUUCGCAGCAAUUUCUUCUGGUGGCAUUAUGUUGGAUCCGUCCAACUUUCACUAUUCAUUUGGGCUAUGUAUUGUAGGUGGAAUUGGAGGAAUUUUUUCAGGCAUUGUUUUCAUCCUAGCAUGGCGGUGGGUGAGAAACUAAAAGAAGUGGCUGGAUCGAAAAGCUUAUUGUAUAAAAGUUAUUUCUAUGAUAUAUACGAAAGAAACUACAUUUCGCUUCUCCAUAGCAAUAUUAAUGUAUUCGAAGGAUUUAAACGAUGCAAGGUACUCAAUGCUAGAUAAUGUCAUAUCAUUAUAUUCAAGGCGAGAUAAUGUCAUAUCAUUCUAUGCAAGACGACAUAAUGUCAUAUCAUUCUAUGCAAGGCGAGAUAAUGUCAUAUCAUUCUAUGCAAGGCGAGAUAAUGCCGUAUCAUUGUUUGCAAGGCGAGAUAAUGUCAUAUCAUUCUAUGCAAGGCGAGAUAAUGUCAUAUCAUUGUAUGUAAGGCGAAAUAAUGUCAUAUCAUUCUAUGCAAGUCGAGAUAAUACAAUAUCAUUGUAUGCAAGGCGAGAUAAUGCCAUUUCAUUGUACACAAGGCGAGAUAAUGUCAUAUCAUUCUAUGCAAGUCGAGAUAAUGCCAUAUCAUCGUAUGCAUGGCGAGAUAAUGCCAUAUCAUUCUACGCAAGGCGAGGUAAUG